Molecule: messenger RNA, 3651 nt
Organism: Tachyglossus aculeatus (Australian echidna)
Lineage: Eukaryota; Metazoa; Chordata; Mammalia; Monotremata; Tachyglossidae
Gene: LOXL4
Product: lysyl oxidase like 4
Exons: 18
Coding region: 1-2499 (832 amino acids)
Biological process (GO): peptidyl-lysine oxidation
Cellular component (GO): membrane
Molecular function (GO): protein-lysine 6-oxidase activity; copper ion binding
Source: RefSeq, a predicted model, not a curated record
AUGAUCCGCCUUCUCUUCCAAGGGUCCAACCCCUCUGUGUCAACCCUGGAUGCUUUCCCAUCCUGUCAGCACCCACUACAGUGUGCCAUCUCUGAAUGCCUCAAGAUUCGAAUUCGUAUUGUGCCCUUCAUAGCCCUUUUUUCCAUCAUAAACAAAAACAACAACAAGCAAUCUCAGAAUCUCACCUCAUUUUUCGUCAACAUGGCCCCCGGACUGCCCGGCCUCCGGGCUGCCCAGCCCCGGCUCCUGUUCCUGCUCCUGCUCUUCGCAUCGUGCCCGGGCCGCCCCCAGCCCCUGGGCUCCGGGGGGCUGCGGCUGGGGGGCUCAGGGGCCCGGCCCGGGGAGGGCCGCCUGGAGAUCCUACACCAGGGCCAGUGGGGCACCGUGUGCGACGACGACUUCAACCUGCCCGCCGCCCACGUGGCCUGUCGCCAGCUGGGCUACCAGGCCGCCCUGACCUGGGCCCACAGCUCCAAGUAUGGACCGGGAGAAGGCCCCAUCUGGCUAGAUAACGUGCACUGCUCGGGAUCCGAGCUGUCUCUGGCGGCCUGCGGCUCCAACGGCUGGGGGAUCAGCGACUGCACCCACUCGGAGGACGUGGGUGUGGUGUGCCACCCUCCCCACCUGCACGGUGCCCACUCCAAGACGCCCGCCUUGGCCACCGGUCUGCAGGAUCAACGACUGGAGGAGGUGAGACUCAAGCCCGUCCUGGCGAAGGCCAAGCGCAGAAGCCCCGUGACGGAGGGUGUCGUGGAGGUGAAGCACAAGGGGCAGUGGCGGCAGGUUUGCGACCAGGGCUGGUCAAUGAACAACAGCAGGGUGGUGUGCGGCAUGCUGGGCUUCCCCGCCGAGGUGCCCAUCAGCACCCAUUUCUACAGGAAGUUAUGGAACCUGAAGAUGAAGGACCCUGAAUCCAGGCUGAAGAGUCUCACCAAGAAGAACGUGUUUUGGGUUCACCGUGUGAGCUGUCUUGGCACCGAGUCCCACCUGGCCCAGUGUCAGGUGCAGGUGUCCCCGCCUCGGGGCCGAUCGCAGCUGGCCUGCCCCGUGGGCAUCCAUGCUGUAGUCAGCUGCGUGCAUAGUGGACGCCUCCACCACUCCAAGGGGAAGCCCCCUCGCAAGGUGUCCCGGGCGGAGGUGAACUUUGAACCCCGUGUGCGUCUCCGGGCUGGGGCCCAGGCGGGCGAGGGCCGGGUGGAAGUGUUGCGGAACAACCAGUGGGGUACGGUCUGCGACCGCAAGUGGAACCUGAUCUCGGCCAGCGUCCUGUGUCGCCAACUGGGCUUCGGCUCUGCCCGGGAAGCCCUCUUCGGGGCACAGAUGGGCCAGGGCCUGGGUCCCAUCCACCUGAGCGAGGUGCAGUGCGGAGGCCGGGAGCGCGCCUUGGGGGACUGCCCCUUCCGAGACGCUGCCCGCAGUGGGUGCCAACACGAGCAGGACGCGGCCGUCAGGUGCCACGUUCCCGACCUGGAUUUCGGCCGCCAGGUGAGGCUGGCGGGGGGUCGCAGCCCCCAGGAGGGCGUGGUGGAGGUCCUUGUCCAGGUGAACGGGGCCCAGCGCUGGGGAGCUGUGUGUAGUGACCUCUGGGGCCUCAGCGAGGCCAUGGUGGCCUGCCGGCAACUGGGACUUGGCUUCGCCAGCCACGCCAUCAAGGACACGUGGUACUGGCAAGGCACCCCAGGGGCCGGCCAGGUGGUGAUGAGCGGGGUGCGCUGCUCGGGCACGGAGCUGGCCCUGCAGCAGUGCCAGCGACACGGGCCCGUGCACUGCUCCCACGGCACUGGGCGGUUCUCCGCUGGAGUCUCCUGCACGGACAGUGCUCCUGACUUGGUGAUGAACGCCCAGCUGGUGCAGGAGACGGCCUACCUGGAGGACCGUCCGCUGAGCCAGCUGUACUGCGCUCACGAAGAGAACUGCCUGUCCCGCUCCGCGGACCUAAUGGACUGGCCCUACGGCCACCGCCGCCUGCUGCGCUUCUCCUCCCAGAUCCACAACCUCGGCCGGGCAGAUUUCCGGCCCAAGACGGGGCGCCACAGCUGGACUUGGCACCAGUGCCACAGGCACUAUCACAGCAUUGAGGUCUUCACCCACUACGAUCUUCUCACCCUCAACGGCUCCAAGGUGGCUGAAGGCCACAAAGCCAGCUUCUGCUUGGAGGACACCGACUGCCCCACAGGGCUGCAGCGGCGCUACGCGUGUGCCAACUUUGGGGAGCAGGGUGUGACCGUGGGCUGCUGGGACACGUAUCGUCACGACAUUGACUGCCAGUGGGUGGACAUUACCGACGUGCUGCCGGGGAACUACAUCUUCCAGGUGGUUGUGAACCCCAAGUACGAAGUGGCCGAGUCCGACUUCUCCAACAACGUGAUGCGCUGCCGCUGCAAAUACGACGGGCACCGCGUCUGGCUGCACGGCUGCCACACAGGUGAUGCUUACCGCGCCAGCACGGAAGAGCUGUCCCUGGAACAGGAGCAGCGGCUCAUCAACAACCUCGUCUGAGGGCAUCCGUUCCCAAGCUCCCGGCUGCUGCCCCAACACAGAUACCUCAGCCUGGAGAAGCAGGGCUCCCUCAUCCAGCCCCUGUCCCAAGAACCGAGGGCACCAGACUGGCAGGAGCCGACGACCUGCUCAGGGAGUUUCGGGAUGGAGGAGGCCUACCUGGAGUUGAUACUGAACAGCUCUGGGCUCUGGUUUGGGAAGAAAGUUGCUCCCGUCUCCUGCGAACAGCCCCACCCUCCACCCCCCUAUCAUCCAUCCCAGGCACUCAUUCCUUUGGGUAGCUAAGGGCAAGUUUCUCUCCCUGGAUGGUGCUUUCAAUUUAUCCAGGUUGGAUGAGCCCUGUAAGGGAGCUUGGAAUUGGAUGUGGCCUGGUGGUACAGGGGCUAGCAGCUUUCUGCCCCCCAAGCCAGCCAUAGUGGAGUCUUCAUCUCAGCCCUCACUCUUGAGUCACCUGCUUUUUCUUCAACCUGCAGGAUCCCCACCCUUCUCGACUCCGACCCAUCCCAGGUCCUGGGAGGUGGGGGUCCCAUCUCUCCCAAACAAUUCGCCCCUUGGUCAGUGGUUAGGCCUCAAGUACCCCCGUUUGCACUAGGGGGAAGGAGGAAGAGGGGGCUUCCAGAGCCAAACACGGGGUAGAUGGGGUGUGGCUCCUGCCCGGUACACGUACAUUAUGCCCGGGGCUCAGCACACGAUGAAUGGCUCCAUUCUCACGGUGGUAGCCACGAUGGUGGAGCGCUCCUCUCCUCCAGGGAAAGCUACCUGCCGCACGUGGGCUGGAGAGCCACAGCUGUCUGUCUCAGGAUCAUUCUGCAUCUCAGGACUCACCUCCAGGCCUGACCAGCUUCAGAUUUAGAGCAGGUCUCGGGAGGGAACUUUGUCACAAAUAAACAUUUUAUGCAAGUGAAAGGACAGUAGCUGAGCCCCUCCCAUCCAGGAGCAUGGGAAGUGGGGGCACGGCAGGAUUGGGAAAAGAGGGAGGGCGAUAGCUCUGAUUUCCAUCCGAAGAUGCCACAUGCGCUUCUCAGGGAAUUAGAGCGUCCUGCUCCCACUUCAACGUGGCUGGGGUUCUCUGAGCAAUUCCCAGCCAGGGCAGAGAGACACUCCGGGUUCCUUGACUCCCCCCAACCCGCCACCCCCCUGGCACUCGGUACU